Molecule: messenger RNA, 4102 nt
Organism: Scleropages formosus (Asian bonytongue)
Lineage: Eukaryota; Metazoa; Chordata; Actinopteri; Osteoglossiformes; Osteoglossidae
Exons: 11
Coding region: 215-3421 (1068 amino acids)
Biological process (GO): nuclear migration
Cellular component (GO): meiotic nuclear membrane microtubule tethering complex; nuclear outer membrane; cytoplasm
Molecular function (GO): actin filament binding
Source: RefSeq, a predicted model, not a curated record
CGGCUCCUCUCUACGUCACGGGAGGAACUAAGUUGACGAUCGCGGGCGGGCAGGCGCGCGGCCGGGAGCCACAGCCUCAGCGCAGAGCAAUUCUCCCGUGUCCGGGGCUCCGAGACUGGGGGAAAUACACCGAGCCACCGGCGCCCACCCGCAUUGCUCGCAGCGGCGGCGCCCGUCGUCCUUUGAAACUUUCUCCCCCCCAAGAAGGCUCCAAAUGGCGGGACACGAAUGGGACGACUGGUUCGAGCGGGAGGAAUUCAUCGGGCAGAUCAGCGACAUACGUGUGCAGAACCUCCAAGCCGAAAGGGAGGGCAUACAGAAGCGGACCUUCACAAGAUGGAUGAACCUGCAUCUGGAGAAGUGCAAUCCUCCCAUGGAGAUAACAGACCUGUUCAAUGAGAUUCGGGAUGGCCGAAUUCUGAUGGCACUCUUGGAGGAGCUGUCGGGAUGUAAACUGCUUCAUGGGUUUAAGCCAUCGUCGCAUCGCAUUUUCAGGCUGAACAACAUAGCCAAGGUGUUGACUUUCCUCGAGGAGAGAAACGUAAAGCUGAUUAGCAUUGAUGCAGCUGAUGUUGCCGAUGGGAACUCCUCUCUUGUUCUUGGCCUCAUUUGGAACAUCAUCCUGUUCUUCCAGAUCAAGGAGCUGACGGGUACCAUCCAGAGCCGCUUCUCCUCUACUUCCAGCCUCUCGUCCCAGCCCAACAGCACUGACUCGGACACUUCCCACCCAGGCACCCCUGCAGAGGACAAACCGACCUUGAUCCCACGCAGGGAGCAUGGGAAAGCGAUCCGGACACUCCUGCACUGGGUGCAGAAGCGGACAGCCAAGUAUGGUGUGGUUGUGCAGGAUUUUGGGAAAAGCUGGACGAGUGGCCUAGCUUUCCUGGCAGUCAUUAAGUCCAUUGACUCUAGUCUGGUGGACAUGAGGAAGGCUCGGUUGCGGACACCCAGGCAGAACAUUGAGGAUGCAUUCAGAAUUGCUCACUAUAGCCUUGGCAUCCCACGGUUACUGGAGCCAGAGGAUGUGAUGAUCAGUGCACCAGACGAACAGUCAAUUAUGACGUACGUCUCUCAAUUCCUGGAGCACUUUCCAGGAUAUGACCAGGAAGAACCGUCCGAGGUGAUGGAGAGAAACGUCCCAGCAAGUGCUGUCAGCACUCGGCAGGCUCGUGGGCCAGUCAAUGGUGUGCACAGAGAAAGACGCAGGCCUUAUGUGGUUAGAAAAGACUCCGUACCCCUCCCACCCAAGAUCUUUGUCUCUUCUGCGCCUGAUGAAUUUGAGCAAGCGUGUCCUGCUCAUACAGAUGUGCCAGGGAAUACAAAAAUCCUCAAGGAGAAGGAGGGGUCAGGUGAGUCUCCCACACGACCUCCGGACUUAGGACAGCAAGCAGUUCCCCCUUCACCGAAGCCAUCCUGUGUAGACUCUGCCAUUGGCUCACCAGACUCCUGGAGUGAAGUGACAAGUGAGGUGGCUUUGCUUGAUAGUCCUGGGCUCUUUAAUGACUCAACCAACCCCAGUUCCCCUGACGAGUUUCAGGAGAGCAAAGUUCAGGAAUCCAAUGUGUGCAAAGUCAGCAAGGACCAGGUUUUCCAAGACCUGUUCACAGAAGAGGGAAACAUCUCCCAAAGCUCAGUUGACAGUUUCCAGGCAACUUCGACAUUUUCCUUGGAAGAAGAGGAUGCUUACCAGUACAUCUUGGAUCUGAAUGAUGAUAACAAGGGCAACAGUUUACUUCCAGGACCUUGUGAUCCACAAGAAGAGAGUCUGGAUGGCCCAGGUUCAGAACAAAUGGAUGUUUACAUAACACAGAGCCAUGACAAGUCCUAUCCACUAAUCUCAAACCUCCCUGAUGAACUAAAAAUAAAUGAAAACCAGUCUAGCAAAAUGGAGAAAAAUGUUCAACAUCCUUUGGAGCAAGAGGCAAUUUCUCCCUCACAGACAAAGACCAACCCUGAGCAGUCAUCUCAAAUAAUUUGUGAGGCAGAACGAAAGACAGAAACACAUGAGGACUCCCUCUCUACUAUGAAUGAGCCAGAGACAACCCUGCAGCAGAAUAAUGAUUUUACUGUCCUGCCUGCUGUGGUGCAGAGCCUGGAACAAAAUGAGGUCUGUAAGCAGCAGAGUGAUUCUAAGGACCACAUUGGUACUGACUCCAGGGGUCAAGACUUUAACAUGCUCUCUCAGGAUGGGGAUCACUCUGAAUGGUACUUUGAGACACACAACAUGAAUAAAAGCGCGGAGAGUGCUGCCGUCUCCUCUGAAGAUCAGGAACAGUUUAGAUGUCUGUAUGAAAUAGCGGGCAAGAGCCAGAAAGAAAAUCACUUAGCCUCUUUAUUGGAGGAUCCCAAACAGUCUGGAUAUCAAUCUAAGGCACAAAACGGGAACCAUAACCAGGAAAAUAUGAGCCACCUGUCUGAAAACCAAACAAAGUAUGACAAUCAGUCAACAAUACAUAAGGAAUAUUGGAGUCAAGACAGUGGUACAGGUGUCUCUGAAGACCCAGACUGCUCUGGAUGUCAUUCUGAAGAACAAAAGAAGAAGCAGAACCCGGACUACUCAAAGUCCAGUUUUGAAGACCAGGACUAUCCCUUUGAGAUACUACAUGAGAAAGACCAUCUGAACUAUAUAGCCCCUAUCUCGGAGGGCUGCGACCACACUGGGCUUAUCAGUGAAGCAGUGGCAGGUAUUACGGAAAGGGAUCGAACCAAAGACGAUGAACUUCCUUCUCUUAUCGAGAGUACAGAGUCUCAAGAGUCGCUUUCUGUUUACAAGCCUUACUGCUCUGAGAGCAGCUCAUGUGGUGGUGAUAGACCCAGUGAUUUGAACAUUUGUGCUCUGGGUAGAAAUGAACCCAGCAGAAUGAGCACUGACAGUUGUCAGACCACCCCACUGGGUAAAACAAAUAACAGCCUGUUUAACUACAGCGAGCCUUGCGACAUGAGCUACGGCACAUAUGAAGACAUUGCUGAAAAGGUUCAUCUUAUGGCCUGCUCAGUUCCCAGUGAUGCUGACCAGUCAUACCUGAUUAACGUGGAGAGUGUGCAGGACUCUACUACACUCGACACCAAGAGCCUCCUGGUAACAGAGAGCCCAUCGGGAAACGGUGAUUUCGGUGGCCAUGAGGGCCAAGAGGAGCAGACCAGCAGAAUGCACCUUCAACGUGUGGUUAAAGAGGAGGAGAAGGUUGCAGAGGCGCCCGAUCCUCACCCACUCAGCCACAUAAAGGGCUCGGAGCAGUCUACGGCGGCUACACCCAGGCGAGAGCACCGGACCCCGGCGGCAGCAGCAUCCUCCUCCAACGUAUCUGUGGCAGAGAUGCAUGUACUGCUGGUUCUGUGGCUCCUACUCUACUGCCUCUUUGUCCUGCCUCAGCUGGACCCACACAGUCUGCUGCACCUCCUCCUCAACCUUGAGGAGUAAGCGUGUACCUUUGUGUGCUCCCACACGCACUGCUUUCACAUGUAGUAGAUGGGCUCUUGGUUUUCUGCUUGGCGCAGCGCAGUAUGUCAAAAGCACAAUAUGGACUCUUGGUACCAGUGGACUUUCAUAUUUUUCCUUGGAAUACUGUACUACAUGUGAGCUUUCCACCCAGCCUUACAUUAAUUUGCUUAAAAUGUUUAACUGUUUGUUGCGCUGCCUUUGAAGGUUUAUAACUGAAACAGAAAAGCAUUUUGGAUGAUUUGUAACAGUUUCUUGAUGACUCUGUCCACUGUACAGUUACUUUUUCUUGCAAGAUGUGUAAGUCUGUAAACAGGCUUCUCUACCAAAUUGAGAAGAGGACUGAUUUUUAAUGAGCAAUAGUCCCUUUUUCAGUGUGUUCAGCUUGUAUGGGGGCGGCGUGAAUGUUUGUAUGGGCACCGUGUGUGAUAAUGGGCAGAGAAGGGGACUCCUAGGACCGGGUGUCUCGCUGCUCAUACACCUGCACUUUCUCAACGCAUGACCAGCCAAAGAUGCAAAGACACAGCCUCUGACGCUGGACUGGCUGCGUCAUCUUCUUUGCUUUGCUGAAAAAUAGAAGGAAACAACUUUACCAGUCACAUCAGCUAUUUUAUACGUGGCAAAGUCUGCUUUUAUGAAUAUUAUAUAUUUUGUGACAGCUAG